This is a messenger RNA of Acanthaster planci (crown-of-thorns starfish), 1563 nucleotides long. RefSeq names its product ATP-citrate synthase-like. Gene Ontology annotation, cellular component: cytosol. Lineage: Eukaryota; Metazoa; Echinodermata; Asteroidea; Valvatida; Acanthasteridae. The record is from RefSeq and is a predicted model, not a curated record. Gene Ontology annotation, molecular function: ATP citrate synthase activity. Gene Ontology annotation, biological process: fatty acid biosynthetic process; acetyl-CoA biosynthetic process.
AUGCAACAUACAAAGAGCAGUGCCGCCGUUGGCAGCGAGCGAGUCGUCAGUGAGGUGAGCGCGAAGCAUCUACUGCGCAGCCGCGUUCAGAAACGACCAGACGAUGCCGAAUGUGUAAUGGUUGACUGCCGGACGAAAUGGGACGAACUGCUGCAGCAGAACCCGUGGCUUAAGACACAGGCUCUUCGCCUGUGUGUGGGAUUGGAAGACGUGCCCCAAGAGCAGAUUAUUCAGGACACAUUGCUGAAGAACGUCCCAAAUACAAAGGCACAAAAGUUGUGCAGUUUCAUUCAGUCUUUCAUCAAGUGUUUCAGAGAGCUACAUUUCACCUACUUGGAGAUCAAUCCACUUGUGGUCACAGAUUCAGAGGUUUAUAUUUUGGAUGUCGCCGCCAAAGUUGACUCCAAGGCAGCACCCCUAUGCAAGGAGUCUUGGGAGCAGCUUCAGUAUGCGCCAUCACUGUGCCGAGACCUCUUGCCUGAGGAACUCCAUAUCAGCCAACUUGCCGCAGGAACGCCUUGCUCCAUGAACCUGACCGUGCUGAACAUGACUGGUAGAAUCUGGAGCCUUGUGUCUGGCGGGGGAACAUCUCUGGUCAUCAGUGAAGGUGUGGUCAGGGCCCUGCAGGAAGGCAAAGAGAAGCUCCAAGCCAACAACAUCUCGCUGUUCAUCCGCCGGUCCACACUGGCGACGGUGCCCAACGGACAUAUGCCGACCGCGCUGACCGAUCUCGGUGUGCCUGUCCAUGCGUUUUCUGUUGCUACACCCAUGACCCACCUCAUUCAGCGUGCGCUGGGGUUACGCGAUAUUCACGCUGGAACUGAUGAUGCUAAUAAGAUGUGCCCUCCAGUGUGGCGGCCGACUGACUCCAACAAAGUCGUUGCCAAGUACGACUCUGAUGAACUCUUCAAUGGAGAAACGAGGGUAGGCACAAGUACACCGGUCACUCGUUGGGUUUCUGGUGAAGACAAGGAAGAAAGAUUCUUGUGGGCUGAAGGCCAAGUCACCAUUCCAGUGUACAGCAGCAUGGAGACUGCUCUGUAUAAUCAUCCGGACGCUAGUGUGGUCGUUAACGGUGCUCCUGGGAGGAUUCGCUGUGUUCUGAUGAUAGCAGGCCACAUCCCGGAUCAACAAACAAGAACUCUGGUGCAGAUGGCCCACAACAAUGGAGUCAUGAUAGUAGGACCCUGCACGCCGUUGCACCUCAUGCAGGUCAACUUCAUCAAGCCGGGCAGCUUCCGCUGCAACAAGUUUGGCAACAUCGGUGGGCCGAUGGAGGAUCUGGUCUCGCUGAGGUUGCACCGGCCGGGCAGCGUGGGACUGGUCACCCGCUCCGGGGGCCUGAGCAUAGAGCUGUUGGUCAGCAUUGCCAGAAACACGGAUGGGCUGUACCAAGGCAUAUCACUGGGCGGCGGAAAGUACACCGGGACCUCGUUCAUGGAUCAUCUGAUGUCCCUGGAGGCCAACCCAGACGUCAAGAUCUUGCUGCUGCUUGGAGAGUUUGGGGGAUGUGAAGAACAUGACGUCUGUGAGGCUUUGCGUAGCGGCCAGCUCAGCAAUUGA